GCCCAGGAGGCCGGCGCGGGCGGUGCAUCGAGGGCUAUUGUCUUGGCAUCGCCCCCUUCCCUUCUUCCUCGCUUUUCCGCGCUGGGGUUUUGCAUCUUCCGCGCGAGGGACUCGCAUUGUGAGCGCAGCAGAAUGGGUGAUGAGCAGGAGAUCAUGUGCAAACUCGAAAGCAUCAAAGAGAUCAGAAAUAAAACGCUGCAGAUGGAAAAGAUCAAAGCUCGCUUGAAGGCAGAAUUUGAGGCUCUGGAAUCCGAGGAGAGGCACCUGAAGGAGUACAAACAGGAGAUGGAUCUCUUGCUGCAAGAAAAGAUGGCCCACGUGGAGGAAUUGAGACUCAUCCAUGCUGAUAUCAAUGUUAUGGAGAACACAAUUAAACAGUCCGAGAAUGACCUGAACAAGCUCCUGGAAUCAACACGCCGUCUCCAUGAGGAAUACAAGCCUCUCAAAGAACAUGUGGAUGCUUUGAGAAUGACUUUGGGUUUGCAAAGGUUGCCUGAUUUGUGCGAAGAGGAAGAAAAACUUUCUCUUGAUUACUUUGAAAAGCAGAAAGCUGAAUGGCAGACGGAGCCACAGGAACCUCCAAUCCCAGAAUCCUUGGCUGCAGCAGCUGCAGCUGCUCAACAGCUGCAGGUGGCCCGGAAACAGGAUACGAGACAGACAGCCACUUUCAGACAACAGCCACCUCCUAUGAAGAUUGAUCAUUAUGAAUUCUUCGCUGCAAAAUCAACAUUAAUCUAUUAGCUAUUAUUUUAACAAAAAUCUUAUAAUCAUUAUUUAAAAGCGAGAUUGGCCUAGAGUUCCCAGGUUUAGAACAAUCCUGUUCCUCUUUUGGUAUCAAUGAAAUAAAAGAGGUUCUCCAUGAGGGGGGAAUACCCCCUCCUAAUUGUAUCUGAUUAAAUAAUUCCUUAAGUGGACCUAACAUCUCAUCCUGUAAAUUCCUAUAAUAACUAACUGUAAGCCCAUCCGUACCAGGAGUUUUCCCCAUUUUUAAUUGUUUAAUUACCAAAAUAAUUUCCUCAGAGGUUAUAGGCCGAUUCAGUUCAUCCAUUUGUUCUAAAGUUAAAUUUUUAACCUUAUAUUCCUUCAAAUAAGUAUCAAUAUCCCUGUUCAAUAUAUUAUUUUUAAGAUAUAAAUUUGUAUAAUAUUCUAAAAAAGCUUUUUUAAUUUUAUCCUGUUGAUAUCUCUCUUUACCUUUAUAUUCUAUUUUUUCUAUAGUACGUUGUUUUUGUCUUUUCCUUAAGGUGUAUGCUAACCACCUACCAGGUCUAUUUGCAUUACAAAAAGUAUUAUGUUUGGCAUAUUGUAUAUUUGUUGCCACCUGAUCAGCCAUUAUCAUAUUAAAUUGACUCUGUAAUAACUUUAUUGCAUCUUUAAGUUUUUGAUCAUGCGGGUUAAGUAUUAAUAAUUGUUGUUUCUUAUAAAUUUCCUCUUCUAAAUACCUACGCUGUCUUUGUUGCUUAUUUCUCUGUCUAUUAUUAAUAUAUAUUAAUACACCUCUCAUAAAAGCUUUACUGGCGUCCCAAACCAUUUCUAUCGAUGUUUCGUUAUUCAAAUUAUAAUCAAAAAAUUCUUUCAUCUGCUUUUUACAUUGAUUUACAUUAUCCUGAUAUCUAAACAAAUUUUCAUUUAAUCUCCAAGUUCUUCUACCUUCUUUUCCAUAUUGCAAUUCCAUCCAAACAGGACUAUGAUCAGAUAAACAUCUUGGAAAUAUCUUAGUUUUCUUCACCCUAAAAAGCAAAUCAUUAGAAAUUAAAAUAAAAUCAAUACGUGAGAAGGAUUGAUGCCUAUCAGAGAAAAAAGUAUAGUCUCUUUCCUCCAAAUUCCGCAGUCUCCAUACAUCUCUCAACUCAAAAUCUUCUAUCAUAUCAAAAAAGGAUUUAGGCAGCUUUGCAUGUGCAGGUAUCUUCUUAGAAAAAAUUCUCUUGUCCUUUCGUGUAUCUAUUACUCCAUUCCAAUCUCCCAAUAUAAUACACGAUUUAUAAUCCCAUAGAAUCAAUUUAUCAUACAACAUUCUAUAAAAAUUUUCUUGUUGCUGAUUGGGUGCAUAUAUACCAAACAAAAGGGUCUUUUUGGUUUCUAUUGUAAGUUCAAUAGCAAUAUAUCUUCCGUGAAUAUCUGCCUCUAUUAACUUGGCUGGUAUAUCUUUUCUCAAAUAAACCACUAUGCCAUGUUUUUUGUCCAAAGCUGAUGUCCAAAAUGUUUACCUAACUUUGAGUUUAUUAAGUACUUUUGAUCUGAUAGUUUAAUAUGCAUUUCUUGUAAGCAAAUCACAUCAUUUCUAAAUUGUUUCAAAUAAUGAAAUAUUUUUCUUCUCUUCUGAGCUGAAUUCAAACCAUUGACAUUCCAGGUCAAGAUUUUAUUUGCCAUUACUGGCCUGCUGAAGCUUUUGAGCGAUCAGCUGAAGAUGGUCCUCCCGUAUCUUCGGCCGUGCUCCUCCCACCGCUUCUAUAGCAGAAUCCUGAACUUUACUUUGAGUUUGUUGCUCUUUUUCUUUAUGCUUAGGGGGUCCCCUCGUCAGUCUUUGUUCUUGUGGUUGUUCCUCAGAUGGUAACAUCACUGGAAUCACCUCAGCUUGCACACUCAUUUGAGUCUCUUGAAUUCUUUUUUCUAUUAUUUCUACUUCAAGUUUCAGCACGGUAGAAAGAAAAUCUUUGGCCUUAAGCACUGUAUCAAUACGAUAGAAAGUGGUAUUAACACUUCAUGUGUUCUUGAUUCUAUCCCUCUGUUUAUGCAGCCCAGAACUGUGUUGGCUUUUUUGGCAGCUGCUGCACACUUCUGGCUCAUAUCUAAAUGGUUGUCCACUAGGACUCCAAUAUCCUUCUCACAGUUACUACUAUUGAGCAAGGUACCACAUAUACGGUACCUGUGCAUUUUGGGGUUUUUUUGCCUAAAUGUAGAACCUUACUUUUUUCACUGUUGAAUUUCAUUUUGUUAGAUAGCCACCAAUAUUCAAGUCUGUCAAGAUCCUUCUGUAUCUUUAGCCUAUCUUCUGGAGUGUUGACUAUUCCUGCCAGCUUGGUGUCAUCUGCAAAUUUGAUGAGUUCCCCAUUUAUCCCCUUGUCCAAGUCAUUGGUGAAGAUGUUGAAGAGUACUGGGCCUAAAACAGAGCCUUGGGGUAUUCCAUUGCAUACUUCCCUCCAUGUGGAUGCAGUUCCAUUGAGGACUACACGUUGAGUGCGGUUGGUCAGCCAGUUACGAAUCCAUCUGGUGGUGGUGCUAUCUAACCAACAUUUUUCUACUUUAUCUAGUAGUAGGUUAUGGUCUACUUUAUCAAAUGCUUUACUGAAGUCCAAGUAAAUUAUAUUGACAGCAUUCCUCUGGUCUACUAAUUUUGUCACUUUGUCAAGGAAUGCAAUAAGAUUAGUCUGGCAUGAUCUGUUUUUGACAAACCCAUGUUGGCUUUUGGUUAUUACUUUGUUUGCUUCUAGGUGUUCAGUGAUUCGUUACUUGAUUAUCUUUUCCAGAAUCUUCCCUGGUAUUGAGGUCAGGCUGAUGGGUCUGUAGUUUCCUGGAUCUGUUUUUUUUUCCUUUUUUAAAGAUGGGAACUACAUCAGCUCUUUUCCAGUCCUCUGGCAGUUCCCCUGUGCUCCAGGAUCUUUGAAAGAUAUAGUUCAGUGGUUCUGAGAUCUCGUCUGCCAGUUCCUUCAGAAACUUGGGAUGUAAUCCAUCCGGUCCUAGUGAUUUGAAUUCGUCUAGGGUAGACAGGUGUUCAUUUACCAUUUUUUUCCUAUUUUAACUUGUGUUCCUAAUCUGUUUUUUGUGGUGCUGUUUUUGAUAGGUUGAAUUGUUUUUUCCUUUUGUAUAAAGACAGAUGCAAAAAAUGAGUUAAGGAGAUCUGCUUUCUCCCUGUUGCUUGUCAUCUUCUUGCCACUUUCUCCCAGCAAUGGGCCAAUUGUUUCCUUGACUUUUUUCUUGUUUUUAACAUGUUGGAAGAAGCUUUUUCUGUUAUUUUUUACUUUUGUCGCUUGCCUUUGUUCAUUAUGAGUCUUAGCUUUCCUCACUUCAUCUUUACAGGCUCGGGCUAUUUGCUGAUAUUCUGCCUUAGUUAUUUGCUCCUCUUUCCACUUUUUAUACUUGUCCUUUUUGUCUUUCAAUUUGUCAGAUAGUUCUUUAUGCAUCCAUGCUGGGAACCAAAACGUUCUCUUCAUAUCUCCAAUUUUUUUGAAAAGAUCUCUGGUCCUCCAUAUUCUAUUGUUUUCUUCUAUUUCUUUGCACUUAAUUUAAGAAGUCAUUCUUAUCUCUUCUAGCUAUUCUCUGGAAUUCAGUUGGGUAUAUCUUUCUCUUUCUCCCUUGCCUUUCACUUCUCUUCUUUCCUCAGCUAUUUGCAAAACUUCCUCAGACAGCCAUUUUGUUUUCUUGCAUUUCUUUUUCUUUGGGAUGAUUUUAGUUGUUACCUCUUGUACAAUGUUGCGAACCUCUAUCCAUAGUUCUUCAGGCACUCUGUCUAUUAGACCUAAUUCCUUAAAUCUAUUUGUCACCUUAUAUUCAUCUGGGAUAUGAUUUAGUUCAUAUCUGGGUGGCCUAGAGCUUGGCCAUUUACUUCCCUACUUCCUUCAAUUUAAGCCUAAAUUUUGCAACAAGAAGCUGCAAAUUGAUCUAAGCUACAGUCAGCUCCUGAUCUUGUUUUUACUAACUGUAUAGAGCUUCUCCAUCUUUGGCUGCAGAGCACAUAGUCAGUCUGAUUUCUGUGUUGACCGUCUGGUGAUGUCCAUGUGUAGAGUCGUCUCUUGGGUUGUUGGAAAAGAGUAUUUGCUAUGACCAGCGUAGUCUCUUGACAGAAUUCUAUCAGCCUGUGCCCUGCUUCAUUUUGUAUUCCAAGGCCAAACUUGCCUGUUAUUCCGGUUAUCUUCUGGCUUCCUACUUUAGCAUUCCAAUCCCCCAUGAUGAUAAGGACAUAAUUUUUUGGUGUUAAUUCUAUAAGGUGCUGUAGGGCUUCAUAGAACGGGUCAAUUUCAUCCUCUUCAGCACCAGUGGUUGGGGCAUAGACUUGGACUACUGUGAUAUUGAAUGGUUUGCCUUGGAUUCGAACUGAGAUGAUUUUGUCAUUUUGGGGAUUGUAUCCCAAUAUUGCUUUUCCUACUCUUUUAUUGACUAUGAAGGCUACUCCAUUUCUUCUGAGGGAUUCUUGCCUGCAGUAGUAUACCUGAUGGUCAUUUGAAUUAAAUUCACCCUUCCUGUCCAUUUUAGUUCACUGAUUCCUAGGAUGUCGAUGUUCAGUCUUGUUAUCUCUUGUUUGAUCACAUCCAGCUUGCCUUGAUUCAUGGAUCUUGUAUUCCAGGUUCCUAUUGAGAAUAGAUCUUUACAGCAUCGGACUUUCCUUUCAUCACGAGAUGCAUCUACAGCUGAGUGUCCUUUCGGCUUUGGCCCAGUCGCUUCUCUCUUUCUGGCAGUACUAGUACUAACCCUCUGCUCUUCCCCAGUAGCAUAUUGGACACCUUCCAACCUGAGGGGCUCAUCUUCCAGUGUCAUAUCUUUUUUCCUUUUUGUACUGUCCAUGGGGUUUUCACGGCAAAGAUACAGGAGUGGUUUGCAUUUUUCUUCUCUAGCGGAUUGUCAGUUUUGGAAGACAAUUUUCUUUUUGUUUCUUAACUGCCACAUAUUUUAGCUGGGGAAGUUGGGAGGGGGUUGUUGUUGGAGCGAUAGAAAGUUAGUCAUAACAACAUUCCGUAUUCAAGGACUUUUGCCUGCGUCUGAUGUAGACUGCCUGAAGAUUGUAUCCAACUGAGUGAAGAGUUGAUUGGACAAUGUGAUGAACUUGUGGGUGUGGGGCAGGGCUGUGAACAGUCAACUGCAUGUGGAAAACCUGGAAGCUUUCAGUUUUGGGUUUUCCCAGCUGUGCCAACAUGACAUCUCUAAUAAAUUGGAACUUUGAAGAACCUCAAGCCUCAGAGCUUUAUUUCGUUGGGCUUAUUCCUUGGAACCCUGACAUGGAUCAUGUUUUG
Molecule: messenger RNA, 5942 nt
Organism: Ahaetulla prasina
Lineage: Eukaryota; Metazoa; Chordata; Lepidosauria; Squamata; Colubridae
Gene: ZC4H2
Product: zinc finger C4H2-type containing
Exons: 5
Coding region: 133-741 (202 amino acids)
Biological process (GO): positive regulation of neuron differentiation
Cellular component (GO): nucleus
Source: RefSeq, a predicted model, not a curated record